This is a messenger RNA of Ornithodoros turicata, 1817 nucleotides long. Its product is annotated as alpha-scruin-like. The transcript has 7 exons. The coding region runs from base 375 to 1709 and encodes 444 amino acids. Gene Ontology annotation, molecular function: protein binding. Lineage: Eukaryota; Metazoa; Arthropoda; Arachnida; Ixodida; Argasidae. The record is from RefSeq and is a predicted model, not a curated record.
CCUGUUUUCUCCCUUUUUAUGGGCACCUUGAAAUGUGUAUAACGAGUGAUAAGUACGAAGCAAAAUUUAUUGGUGGAUUGACCACAACAGGCGACGGUACAUGUUCAAGCGAACAGACACACGGGAAAAAGAGCACCGACUUCGAUUAUUUGGUCACCUGUUUUCGCACACAGUACAAGAGUUCCCCGACACUAAUGCUGAUGAGUAAUGAUAAUGAGGUUCAUCCAUCUGCACGCUGCUGCGGCUGAGCAUUCCAGUUUCGAUCUCGACGGCUGCACACAAAUAUCCCGUCUAGAGGCUCGAGUUUUCGCACAGCAGCUGCAACAACAGGAAGAGUUACGUGCGAGCUGUGAAAUCAGCGCGUGCCUCACGAAAUGUCUGCAAUGGAACCAUCCGCGCCAGAAGGAACAGCCAAAGGAUCCCAAUGGUCUGAAGCAUCAAUAACCAGUGCGCCACUGGCAAUGUCAUCUACACUCCCAGAUCGGGAGCCACAAGAAAGGCCGGACAAAUCCGCAAGGAGGAAGCAGGACGAAGUGAUCUCCACUAGUAAGGAUGACUUGCAUGGUCUCCCACCAUCCAAAGAACCAAUUCUGCGCCAACCAUUUAUGAUUGGUGGUAAGAAGCCAGGGAUUUCAGACAUAAUUCGCCAGCUAACGCCAUGCAGCCAGGAGUGGUACAAGGCGGUUCCAAUGAACUGGCAGGUGAACCCAGCCAAGAAUUUGGAGAAGUUACCUUCACCAAAAGUCCAGGAUGCGCGUUCUCCAGCUAUGCUCCUCUUAGGCGGAGUCAACAUAUCCUCACUGAGUGAGGUCCUCACAGGAUCCCUGAUGCUGCGCUACAAUAUAGAAGAGCGCAAGUGGAAUUCCUGUAACCCGAUGCCCAUCUUGCGGUACGGACACAGAUGCGUGUAUUUCAACGAAGAAGUAUACAUGAUUGGAGGUUUUGACAACCGCGACGCCACACACGGUCUGCGUAUGUCCACAAGCACCUGCUUCGUCUUUAACGUUCGAGAAGGCGAAUGGAGGAACGCGGCCCCCAUGAACCAGUCCAGGGGAUACCACGCCGUCGCAGUACUCGAGGAUCGCAUCUACGCAGUCGGUGGAGUUGACACAACAGGCUUCCUCUCAAGCGUCGAGUGGUACAGUGCGGACGAUGACACCUGGACCAUCCUGGAGAAAGAACUCUACAAAGGCCGAAUGGGGAUGGCUGCAGCAGCUUUCAAGGGCAACCUCUGGGUCGUCGGAGGCAUUGUACAGAUCACGCCACAGCACACGUGUGCCACUGCCUACGUCGAAAUAUACAAUCCCAAGCAAAAGCAAUGGACAUACGCUGCUAGCUAUCUGUCCACUCCCAGAGCGUGCGCUACGCUGCUAAACGUCGACGACACCGAACUCUAUUGCUUCGGGGGUAUCUUCUAUGAUCCUUCGAAUGCGACACGAAGGUUAAUAACCUGCAACGACAUUGCUGCUUAUGUGGAUGCACAUACAGCCUGGAAGAAGGUUGCAACCAUGCCAGAGCCACGUCACAACGCGCACCUUCUCCGCUUUAAGGACCGUACAUUUUUGGUAGGAGGUCAGAGCAUGGAGUCACCAAGCAAACAGUUAACCAGCAUCGUGGUGGACGAUGGAAAAUUCAAGUGGAAGAGCGUGGGUGUUGUGCCUCUCCCCAUCUCUGCAUACGGCAUAGUUAUUAUUCCACCUUCGGAAUGACAAUGGCCUUCAUAUGGUCCGUGUUCACACCUGACUGCAAACGCCCUGCCUAUAUCAAGACUGCCAAGUUCAUGUAUAAUAACCAUGUAUAAAAUCAUAUCUUACGGA